Molecule: messenger RNA, 1387 nt
Organism: Nymphaea colorata (pocket water lily)
Lineage: Eukaryota; Viridiplantae; Streptophyta; Magnoliopsida; Nymphaeales; Nymphaeaceae
Product: lysM domain-containing GPI-anchored protein 2-like
Exons: 4
Coding region: 89-1168 (359 amino acids)
Source: RefSeq, a predicted model, not a curated record
UCCACCGUCGUCACUCUUCUGCAACUAUUACGCGCUCUUUUAGAGCGUGACAGAGGGAGAAGGAGGGGUCAUCUUUUCCCCUACCACCAUGAAUCCCACCCCUUUUCUGCUCUUCCUCCUGCUGCUCGGAACCUCCACAAUCAGCAGCGUGGCCGCGUUGGGGUUUAAAUGCAGCGGCACCGCUACGAAAUGCCAAGCCUUGGUGGGAUACACCCCAAAGAAUGCGUCGACUCUCUCCGCCAUCGCCUCCCUCUUCGGCCUCAAGUCCCACUCCUCCCUCCUGGGGCCCAACGCCCUCCCGCUCAACACCUCCAAGCACCACAAGAUCACCGCCGGCCAGGCGGUCCGUGUCCCCAUCAGCUGCAGCUGCGGCAAUGGCAGGGGCUACUCCGACCGUUCUCCGGUGUACGUCGUGAAGCACGGGGAUUUCCUCGACCAUAUUGCGAGGGACGUGUUCUCCGAGCUCCUGAAUUACAGCUCCAUCGCGACUGUCAAUAACAUCCCCGACCCCAACCAGAUUCAAGGGGGGCAAAAGCUGUGGAUCCCGCUCCCUUGCAGCUGCGACCAAGGGGAAACCUUUCCGAUUGAACACUACGCCCACGUUGUGGCGAAGGGCACGGACCUGACUGGAAUCGCCGCCCAGUUCGGGACUACCCAGGCAAAGCUCAUGACUCUCAACGACAUCUCCGACGCCACCACCCUCCAGGCAGGCCAGGUGCUCGACGUGCCCCUCCGAGUUUGCUCUUCUGCAAUCCAGAACACGUCGUUGGACAGUUCUUUGGCAGUGGCUAAUGGCAGCUAUGCUUUUACUGCUAAGAACUGCGUCCUGUGCAAAUGCAGCAGCGCCUCCUGGCAAUUAGAUUGUGCGCCCAAUACCUUAGGCAACUUAACCUGCCCUUCCAUGGAGUGCAGCAGCACGGGCAUGACCAUGGGGAACCGGUCUACCGUCACCUCCUGUCAAGAAAAUGUGUGCUCUUAUGCUGGUUACACAAAUAACAAUACCAUCCUGACCACCAUGAUCUCCCAAUCAACUUGCCCUGUUUCACCUGCUUCGUCUCCAAGCGAGAGUUCUCCUGCAAGCGCAGUCAUGGGCCGCGUAAAAGGAGCGAGAUGGGGUUGGCCAUUGAUGUUGGGGUUGCUUGCUUCUGUACUGCUGAUCCAUGCAUGAGGUCUAGCUUUUUCUCUUAACGGAAGUGCUCAAAUGGAAGUGCACCCAAUCGGAUCCACCGUGAUUCCCUCAUCCUGUUGUGUCGCCUUCUUGUCAUUUAUUUAUUUUUCCUUCUUUGAUCAUUUGUGGUCUUGCUGUAUAAUGUGACCAAGAAAUUCGGAGCUGCGUAUUGGUAAAACCUUGUUUUGAACUUUUUGAAUGUCAUUUUCCUUUUCUGCA